Molecule: messenger RNA, 924 nt
Organism: Dibothriocephalus latus
Lineage: Eukaryota; Metazoa; Platyhelminthes; Cestoda; Diphyllobothriidea; Diphyllobothriidae
Source: the annotation of a GenBank genome assembly
AUGAGCCGCGCCUUCAGGAUUCUCAUCUUAUAUGGCAGUCAAACGGGGAACGCGCGUACAAUCGCCGAAAGACUGGCUUUACACGCCUGUCGACUCUUCCGCCUCAGAAAUUACCCCGCCGACUGUCCCGCCUCCCUCGUGUACGUCUCCUCCGCAGAUGAGUAUCAACCGCUGCACGAGUUGGCCCAUGAACCGGGCCCGGUCAUCUUCAUUUGCUCCACCACGGGCCGUGGAGAUCCACCCGACAAUAUGGCGGCUUUCUGGCGCAAGAUUAUGAAUGUUCGUCUGCCAGAGGGCUGUACCUUUCCGACCUCUCUGCGUUUUGUGGUGCUGGGUAUGGGCGAUUCCUCCUACGAACACUAUAAUCAUGUUGGGAAGAAACUGUAUCGCCGCCUGGUUCACCUCGGUGCCUCCCCACUUCCCGUCUCGCUUGCGUUGGCGGAUAAAACUCAGGAUAUCGGACUCGGUCUGGCGGACGAAUCGGCUCCCGAGGGCGUUAUGGCCUGCAUGCAGUGGUUCAUCCCGUCUCUGUGGAAUACUAUAAAUUCCCAUUACGCCACGAGCGUUCAACCCCUAGGCACACUUAGCUUCCCGAUCACCUGGGACGACCUCGAGAAUCCGGAAUUUUUAGCCUCGCUGCAACCCAGAUUCAUCGUUAAAUGUGUAAAAAAGCCGGACACUGGUCUGGAUGCAGUGAACUCUGUUAAUGGCACCCAGUUUGAUAACGAUAACUACCUCAGUGAACGAAUAGAGGCCCUUUUACAGCAUGAUAGCUCGCUCUUCAAGGAGCCACCCAUGCCGGCAGUAGCUUCAAAUUUUGUUGUAGUCUCUAACGAACGCUUGACGCCCGAGGAUUACUUUCAGGAUACCAGACUCAUCCGACUGGAAAUGGAGUGGAGGACAAUGUCAGAUAUCAACAAGUGA